Saccostrea cuccullata (small rock oyster) is the source of this 3185-nucleotide messenger RNA. RefSeq lists its product as uncharacterized. The record is from RefSeq and is a predicted model, not a curated record. Lineage: Eukaryota; Metazoa; Mollusca; Bivalvia; Ostreida; Ostreidae. The coding region runs from base 829 to 2352 and encodes 507 amino acids. Gene Ontology annotation, molecular function: protein binding. The transcript has a single exon.
UUUCCGAUGAGUUAGCUAUACUGAUAUUACCAAACCUAGGUAUUUUAAAAGUUUUUCGGAUUCCCCAAUAAUUCCUGCUAAUAUUUACACAAGGAAUUCCAAUUCAGUUUACCUAGAGGGUUUUUUUUAUGUGACCAAAAGUUCAUAUUCAGCUAAAUCUCAUAAACGUGUAUCUUACAAAUUUCCAAGUACCAAUCAGAGAAAAGAUUACAUGUUUCCAAGGAAACCAGUGUCAGAAGCAGGUGCCCUUAUCAGGCGCGGGGCUUCUGGGACCGUCACUCAAGUUCAAAGAGUUCUAUAUCAAAGUAUUGAUCACCAGAAAAAGAUCCCGUAAGACGAGAAAGAUAAUGCAAUACUUGACACUUUCUAAAUCGGCUUGUUUGGGCACGCAGGAUUGAUUGAAUGGAAGAUUUAGCUCCGGGGGUAAACAAAAUAGACUCUCAAAAAGAAAAUAACUUUUGGACACAAUCUAUAUAACCGUUUUUAUUCUCUGUGCAAUCAUCUGUCAGUCGCUGACGUAGAUAGAAUGGUGCGAGACCAUCUUUGGAUUUUAGAUCUAGAAUUUUACCUUUCUCAAUUUAAAGGUAAUUCUUCGCUUGACUGUGUUGAUUUUAAAAUUGUUGAAAGUUUUUAAAUAAGAUAUUGACAUAGACCCAGUACGGUUUCUUUUCAUGGUCGCCAGUGCUUUAGUGUUGAUUACUCAAAAGUUUGGAAACUAUGUAGCCAGGAGUACAGGAAUCGUUCUCAUUUGGGAGUUAGUCAAACACAAAAAAAGGAUUAUUGGACAGUAUUUAACUAUUUACGACCGGGAGAAAAGAACAUUUUACCAUGAAAUUCCGAGGAAGGGGUAAAUCCGCCCCGAUUGUACAACUAACAGACGUGAUGGAGAGGGGGUACUUCCAACAGGUCCGGUUCUUCAUUGACCUGGGGAUAGACAUAGACUCCCCUAAUGGGAAUCAGAGGACCCCCUUAAUGUUGUGUUCUGUGAUGGAGCCCGAGGAGUGGGGGACGGGGAUCGCGCGCCUCCUGAUUGAGAAGGGGGCUCUCCUGGACUGUGUGGACAGAUACGGAAUGAACGCCAUGCAUUUAGCUUGCAUUUACGGCCGUGUAGAGCUGGCCCGAAUUCUUCUAAAUGCUCUGGACUUUGAUUUAACAGAGGGAGAUAAAUGGGGGAAUACCGUCCUUCACUACGCUGUCAGAGCGGGAAGCGUGCCGCUGGUCCGACUCGUGGUCCAUGCCCACAAGAAAUACAAAAUACAGAUGGACCGGAAAAACCGCGAGGGACUCUCGGCGCUGGAGGAGGCGCACAAGUUUUCUCACGGGCGCUGUGCGGCAAUUAUAUCCACGGCGGAGAGGAUAGCGGAGGAAGAUGUGGAACUACUUCUGCCGCCUCCCACACUAGACCUUAGGUUUUCCAAAGAGACACUAAAUACACACAGUGCUUCGGAGCGCUCCAUUAUACGCCCAAAGACCGCCUUUGUUACGCGGCGGGGCUCUCUGUCGAGCAGCAGUUCAACAUCCAGUAUAUACCUGGCACAGAGACCUAUAUUUGUGCGUGAAUUUGCAGGAGCUAGACGAGAAAAGUUACCCAAUGAGAAAGAUUUUAAUCAAAUCAUUCGUUGUGCUAGUUUAUCAGACUUCAGAAAUAACCCAGAAUAUUUGUACAAUUUAACUGUACCCGGUGCGAUUCCGCCAAACGGCAGUCAGACGGGACACAGACAAACAGACAGACCAAAGUCUUGCUAUGUUAGGCGCCCUAAUUCAGUGUCAAGUGAGGGUCCCGGCUUCAGUUGGCGGGUAGAGUUUAAAAAAUUGUUUGUGCAUUACGAAUACCAGUGUACCCCAUCCUACAGGGAUGCUGCUAAGUAUGUCCCCGGGGAACUCCCCUCACUGGACGGGAAUGUUUCCCCAGUUCCGCACGAAGACGUCGAGGAUGGAGAGCGAGGGAAAAAAGGAAAGCGGUGUGGGAGCGGGAAAAAGGAAGCGGCGGAAAAAACACGUAAACAAUCACAGCAGCAGCAGAAACAGCGCAAACAAUCGAACAUACAGGUCCCCCAGGACAAGGGAAAACAACAGUCGGCUACGUCACUGGACGGGUCACUGGGGUCUAGUAGUGAGUCUAUCGGAAGCAGUGGCGCGUCGUCUAAAAAGCAGCAGGGAAAUACCGGUGAUACGCAAAGCAAUAAACCGACGCGGGAAAAAUCCUCGACGGAGAGUCAUGGCCGCAUGAGUCGGACAAUGCAUUACGGAAAGAACGUCCCGCACGUGGCUGUUCAUGAUGGCGACGGAAGUUCCGGUGACGGAAGGACAUCCAAAACGCCACCUAUCGACCAAAACAGGCUAAAACCAUGAAAGCAUUUUUUUGUUGGAUGCAUUUAUCGUAUACCUACGUUUUAUGUACCGUGUACCGUAUAACCCAGAGCUUUGAUUAAUGGCGUUGCCAUGUUUGUCCAUUUUAUAUUUUAAUUCAAAGGAACCAUACUUGAGUAUUUAUAGUUCAGACUAUGGAUUAAGGAAUAGAAAUCAACUACUAGAACUGCAUUUAUGUUUGUUUCUAUCAUAAUGAACACACAAAGGAUAGUCGGACUUCAAUAACACGGACAAACACAUAAAACUAAUCUAAUAUUUACUCUGCAAUUUCCUUAAGUCAUGAAAAGGGACGGAACUAUGUUUCUGUGAAUAACAGGGCAGCAUUGAGCUGCAAAUAAAGCGACACGUAUUUGUCCGCAGUGACAAGUAUACGCCAUUACAUACCAAUCUUUCUGGCUUUAGACUGUGCUUAUAGAAUUUAAAUUAAAUACAAAUAUCACGCAGGUCUUUCAUUGUUGGAGAAUAUCAGAUAUGAUUGUCAUUAAAUUUCUUCUUGGUACGGAGUGAUUUCUUUUGCCUUCGAUCUAUCGACUAUAAGUUUUAGCUCUAGAGGAAUUCCCAAUGAUCCCAUAAAAUAACACAUGUUGUCAGUUUGCCAGCUGUAGAAAUUGUGUUUAUUGUGGUGGAGACUCCAAUUGUCACCCUCUUAGCUCAACUAUAGUGCAAUAAAUACUUAUUGUAUAAGUCAGAACAAUCUUAUAUUAAGGUUUGGAGUGCAUGUACUCUUUGUACGAGACUGUAUAAAAUCAAUGAGUAUAUUCAGAUGUCCCCAGGCCUUUCUUAUCCCUAUAUAUAAGUGUUUAGUCGCUUAAUUU